GUGCUAAAAAUAGUGAUUCGUAGCCUUUCAAGAGAACAGUUGAACGAAAAAAAAAAAAAAAAAGUCAACUCCGGUUGCAAAAACAAAAGAAAACGUUAGCUUUCAGAGCAAGCGUCUCUUUUUAGGCGGGGAUGGGACGCUGGCUAACGUUAGCUAGAGCAACCUGCCACAGUGCCACCAAUGUUUGUGUUCCAAAAAGAUAAAGCACCUUCGAAGCGGGCAGCUGAUGCAUCCAGUGGAGAAGAUGGAGAAGAUUCAGACAGAGAAGAUGGCUAUUGUCCUCCGGUGAAAAGAGAGAGGACUUCAUCUUCAACACAGUUCCCGUCUUCACAUUCUGUGGCUAGUAAGAACAAUGUCUUCAUGCCAUCAAGUUUCUGGCAGUCUCCCACUGGGAAUUCCGAGGACUCGGAGCCAGAAGAGAAGCCAGUUGGGUUUCGUUUAAAACCACCAACUCUUAUACACGGGAAGGCACCUAGUUCAGCAGGUUAUGUUCCAGGCGUCCCCAGUCAGAAACCCAAGGAGCAACUGCGCAGUGUCCUCCGGCCAGCCAUGCUCCAGGCCCCGCCAGCCAAGACCAACUCCGAGUCCACUAACGGGGUGAAGAAGUCAACGGACGGGACGUCAGAAGGGUCGACCAUCUUCCGUAACAACACUGAGCAGUCAGACGGCCUCGCCAGGUCACCGAAAUGUGACAAAGAGGAGGAUGGGAUGAGGGACGACUGUCCUGCAGAGUCCUCUUUCGUGUUUGGACAAAAUAUCAAAGACAGAGCAAAGUUGGAAGAGAGCUCUAAAGACUGCAAGUUGUUACCCCUGGCCUCUCAGAAGGAGGGAACAAACUAUUUCUUAGAGUACAUUGCCACCCCCAGUUCAAAGAACGCCGCAAACAAUACGGACAAGGGGGCCAAAUUUGUCUUCGGGCAGAACAUGUCAGAGAGGGUUCUGAGUCCUCCUAGAGGAGGUGAGGCAUCAGAAGAGGACUGUAAAGACUUACCGGCUCCCCCUGUGUCUGAACCGUCCUCAAAGGAAAACACACCAGAGAAGGGUAACAACGUGACAGAGUCACUGGAGGAGUCUGCAGCAGCGUACACCAAAGCCACAGCCAAGAAGUGUAUCUUAGAGAAAGUAGACGUCAAAACUGGAGAGGAAUCAGAAAGUAAUGUUUUACAGGUCCAGUGCAAGUUGUUUGUGUUUGACAUGACGGCCCAGUCGUGGAUAGAGCGAGGUCGAGGGCUGCUCAGGCUUAAUGACAUGGCAUCUACAGAUGACGGAUCAUUACAGUCACGCCUAGUGAUGCGGACCCAGGGCAGUUUAAGGUUGAUCCUGAACACCAAGCUGUGGCCCCAGAUGCAGGUGGACAAGGCCAGCGAGAAGAGUGUCCGCGUCACCGCCAUGGACACAGAGGACCAGGGGGUCAAAGUGUUCCUAAUAUCGGCCAGUUCUAAGGACACAGGUCAGCUCGCUGCAGCGCUGCACCAUCGUAUCCUGGCCUUGAAGAGCCGUGCGGACCAGGAGCCCCAUGAGGCCUCGGCUACAGACUGCGUCCCUGAGGCUGACCUGCCCCACUCUGAGGGGGACAGCGAUGAGGAAGACCAGGUCAACAACACAGCAGCAGGUAACUCCGAGGGAGGGGAGACCCUGGCUGCUGGGAACACAUAGCGUUAGUCGCCCUAAAGGACUGCCUGUCAGGAUACUGCUGCUGUUUAAGGGGCAUUUUACUGCAGGCAUCCCCACGGACACCCCACCCUGACCAACAUGGGUCCUUCAGACCAGUACUUUUGGAUAUUUAGAAUUCUAGCUCCAGGAUUAAAAAUAAAAAAAACCUGUGCUGGAGUCUCUCUCACCCUAACUCGUGCAGUUCAUUUUUUCCCUUUGCAUUCAAAAAAAGUAAACAUCUGGACUUAUUUUUAUUAUUUUAUUUUUUUCUCGGCUGCAAUAAGAAACAACAGCUUUUGGGGGGAGGUUUGUGACUUGGCUUCUCAUCAUAUUGAUGAGUGUGAGGGUGUUUUUCCCCUCUGACAUUUUAAGGUAUGACACAUGUUUUUAUGAAUGCAGUUUCUACUAUGGGACCUUUCUACUCACCCACACGUCUUGGACCCACCCAACCAGCCCCGGCUCCAGAGGAACUCAUGGCUGUCACCGUGUUCUGCUCUGACUCAUUUGACUGGUCCUUCAUCGGCUCACCAUCCCCAUCCAUCCAGCUCUCACAUGUCGAAUAGUUUCCGGAUAUGUCAUUCAUUUGUGGUCAUCAAUUUUCGUGAGCUAUCUAACGCAUAAUAUGCACUGUUUCUAGUGUUCACGGCUAGUCCGCAUCACUCGGUCUUCAAAUGAUAGCAGUUUCUUAUAUUUCCUGUUUAGUAAAUAAAUGACUAAAACCAAUGCAACUCUUGUGGGUUAAUGCUCCAAGGAUAACCAACGGAGCAGGCAACAAGGCGCAUGUCCCAAUUAAUAUCUUGUUUGUCCUGAAAGUGUGUACUCAUUCAGUCUGAGCAGGUUCGACCAGAGCCUAGUGAGAUACGAUACUUCUCACACAUCUAAAAGCAUUGGAUUGGUGGCGUCCAUCAUUUUAACCACAUUUCCAUUCAAAUCAGUGAAGGAAAAUGAACAAGUGCACACUUUUUUUUGGAGCAAAGAGAGUUGGGACAAAACCAAGGAUUCACCUGGAAAAUGUCUCUAAAAUGGAUGACUUUGCAUCAUCUAGUCAUUGACCCUGUUAUGCAUCUCAAGAAAGUAACUCAACAAAAUCUUAUCUACAUUUUGUAUGUCAUGGUUUUCAGUUCUGACAUUUGAGAGUUUUAUUGUGUUGAUACAGUAUUAUUUGUUGUUUGAUACAUAUAAACAUUUUUUAUCCAUUUUCAAUUCAUUUGGAGAGAAAAAAAAAACUGCUGGAAUGAAGAUUUAUUUUGUCUGUGAAAAAAAAAAAAAAAACGGGAGUUCAUUCAAACAACCGUACUACCCUUGAAUGUCAUGUACAUUUGAAUAUAGGCCGUGGCUGCGGAGUAGACUUUUCUGGGAUCUAAAGAUCCCGAAGCGUCUGUGUAUGUGCGGAUGACUUUCUACUAUGUUCUGUUAUUUAAAAUAUAACAAUGAUCUUGCAGACAUUGAUUCAUCUCUUAAUCUAACUUUAUUAAACGAGCACCAUUCGUCUGAAUAGGUCUGUUCUCUACGACGAGCAGAGAAUAUACACAUGUACAGAACGUGAUCCGCACAGAAGCAGAUCCUAAUAAAGGAGCAUCCGCAACCACGCCGUUUGAAUAUAUUAAUUAUCCUUUAGUUAGCGAUCCGCAACCACGCCGUUGAAUAUAUUAAUUAUCCUUUAGUUAGCGAUCCGCAGCCACGCCGUUGAAUAUAUUAUUCUUUAGUAAUCGUUCUCAACUCUUCUCCCUCUUUACAAAAUAAAACAUUUUGGACUGA
Messenger RNA from Oncorhynchus mykiss (rainbow trout), 3411 nucleotides. Its product is annotated as ran-binding protein 3. Lineage: Eukaryota; Metazoa; Chordata; Actinopteri; Salmoniformes; Salmonidae. Gene Ontology annotation, biological process: protein export from nucleus. The record is from RefSeq and is a predicted model, not a curated record.